Annulohypoxylon truncatum is the source of this 2812-nucleotide messenger RNA. RefSeq names its product P-loop containing nucleoside triphosphate hydrolase protein. Gene Ontology annotation, cellular component: mitochondrial inner membrane. The transcript has 2 exons. The record is from RefSeq and is a predicted model, not a curated record. Gene Ontology annotation, molecular function: ATP hydrolysis activity; ABC-type transporter activity; ATP binding. Bases 350 to 2515 code for a protein of 721 amino acids. Gene Ontology annotation, biological process: intracellular iron ion homeostasis; transmembrane transport. Lineage: Eukaryota; Fungi; Ascomycota; Sordariomycetes; Xylariales; Hypoxylaceae.
GCUCUACGUCAGAUCGAUCAAUCAUUGCGCGACUUUCAUGUUAGAAAAUGCGAAGCGAGGGAAGCUCCAAAUGCCCCUCCACUUAUGUACCUACCUAUCCUGCGAACCGAGUUCAAAUGGUAAAGCUCUACAUGUUCCUGCCUCCUCUUUUAUAACUCACCUACUUAUCCUGCACUUCGUCCCGGAUAAUUACAAGGUUAUGACUUCUCAUUGAAAAGCGCCUUGAUCGGAUUACGCCCUUCUCCCUUGCAUUCAUCAUCGAGUUCCCACAAUCCCGGCGCCGACGACUUUCACGACCCGGCAUAUACGCGUGGUCCACGAUGGUUGAUAUCUCAACGACACCGUAGCCAUGAUCGUCCGAACAGCUUCUAGGGCUACCGGCCCUCGCCAAAGCUGUCUGGGCUACAACAGACCUCACUUAGGUCCAUGGCUCUCUUUACCACCGCGCAAUGGCGCAUGUGCAUUCGCGACGUCCCCAUGGUCGCAACAAAGACCUCAGUCUAGCCCUCAUCAAGGCUUAAGUCCAACCCUGAAGAUAUUGUCGAAUACAGCCAGCUUUAGUUCCAAGGCCCCCAAUGCUCCGAAGCCGAAGAAGCCGCCAACCGAACACAAAGACCCCCUCGCCACGAUCGACAAGAGCGCACACGAGCAACGGAAGGCUGACUGGGCAAUCAUGAAAGAGAUGGCGCAUUACCUGUGGCCUAAGGAUAGUGUGAGCACUAAGUUGCGCGUCUCAUUAGCUGUCGUGCUUCUCGUCGGCGCAAAGGUGUUGAAUGUCCAGGUGCCGUUUUACUUCAAGAGCAUUGUUGAUGCCAUGAAUAUCGAUGUGGGGGCGACGGGUGGCACGGCUGCUAUGAUCGCGGGGAGCAUGAUAGUCGCAUACGGCGCGACAAGGAUAGGCGCUACCGUAUUUCAGGAACUUCGAAAUGCCGUCUUUGCUUCGGUCGCGCAGAAGGCCAUUCGGAGAGUUGCUUGCAAUGUCUUUGAUCACCUGUUGCGCCUGGAUUUGAAUUUCCAUCUCACCAAACAAACCGGCGGUCUGACAAGGGCGAUUGACAGAGGUACCAAGGGUAUUAGCUUCCUACUUACCAGCAUGGUCUUCCACAUCUUCCCGACAGCGCUGGAAAUUGGCAUGGUCUGUGGGAUCCUGACUUGGCAAUAUGGUGCGAAAUAUGCCGCCAUCACUGCCGUUACGAUGACGGCGUAUACCGCGUUUACUAUUUGGACCACGGCCUGGAGAACAAAGUUCCGAAGACAGGCCAACGCCGCCGACAACAAGGCUUCGACAGUAGCAGUCGAUUCUUUGAUUAAUUAUGAGGCUGUGAAGUAUUUCAAUAACGAAAAGUUUGAAGUUUCUCGAUACGAUAAGGCGUUGCACGAUUAUGAGAAGAGCUCUAUUAAAGUUCAAACAUCUUUAGCAUUCCUCAACAGUGGUCAGAAUAUCAUCUUUUCCAGCGCGCUCACAGGCAUGAUGUACCUCGCCGCCAGUGGUGUGGCAAAUGGCACAUUGACAGUUGGUGACUUGGUCAUGGUCAACCAGCUCGUCUUCCAACUCUCCGUCCCGUUGAAUUUCUUGGGCUCCGUAUACCGAGAGCUGAGACAAUCCCUUCUUGAUAUGGAGACGCUCUUCAACUUGCAGAAGGUGAAUGUCUCUAUUAAGGAACUCCCUGAUGCGAAACCGCUCCUUCUUGUCAAAGGCGGCGAGAUCAAGUUUGAGCACGUAAACUUCGGCUACAACAAGGAACGUCCUAUCCUUCGAGACCUAACCAUGACAAUCCCUGCAGGUAAGAAAGUCGCAAUCGUCGGGCCAAGCGGGUGUGGAAAGUCUACAUUAUUAAGACUUCUCUUCCGAUACUAUGACGUCGAGACUGGACGGAUUCUCAUUGACGACCAAGAUGUUCGCCAUGUUACGUUGGAGUCGCUGCGAAAGUCGAUUGGAGUUGUCCCACAAGACACGCCUCUCUUUAACGAUACCGUUGAACAUAACAUCAAGUAUGGUGACAUAUCAGCACCUGAAUCUCGAGUUAUUGCCGCCGCAAAACGUGCCCGCAUUCACGACAUAAUAUCAAGUUGGCCUUCUGGGUAUCAUACGAAAGUGGGCGAAAGAGGUAUGAUGAUCAGUGGUGGAGAGAAGCAGCGCCUUGCGGUGUCCAGGUUGCUGCUGAAGGACCCACCUCUAUUGUUCUUCGACGAGGCGACAAGCGCACUCGAUACCCACACAGAACAGGCUCUCAUGCAGAACAUUAACAGCAUCCUGCGAGAGAAGGCAAGAACGAGCGUUUUCGUAGCCCACCGAUUACGAACUAUAUACGAUGCCGAUCUGAUCAUCGUAUUGAAAGAGGGAAAAGUUGCUGAGCAGGGGACGCACAAAGAACUAAUUGACCGCGAUGGUCUUUACUCGGAACUCUGGAGUGCCCAAGAGACCUUGUUCAAUUCGGAUGGGCAAAAAGAAAGAGAAGUCGGUGAUUCUAAGAAUGGCGAAGCAAUCUCCAGCGACGCGCGACCUAGGACGUGAAGUUGACACCAUUCCGGCUUUAUCGCGAGGUAGCCACCUGCCGACCAUCUUGUCAACUCUGUACUAUAACUCUGUGCUUGUAUAUAAGUCUCGCGAGGUGAUAGGGGUACGCUAAGGACAUAAUUUACCAUGGCAGGUAGAUUAGUGGACAAACUGUUGAGAUCGAAUGCAAUCUCGCGCCGCAUCUGCUUAGUAGGAAUGCUCGAAUAAAAGUUGAAUCCAAUGUGAGACCUGAGGCUGAUAAUAAACUUAUACAAUGAUGGCAUGACCACUAGAAUUGUAAGCAUAAACCUAUAU